Spinacia oleracea (spinach) is the source of this 5913-nucleotide messenger RNA. RefSeq names its product serine/threonine-protein kinase BRI1-like 2. The transcript has a single exon. The coding region runs from base 2113 to 5682 and encodes 1189 amino acids. Gene Ontology annotation, biological process: protein phosphorylation. The record is from RefSeq and is a predicted model, not a curated record. NCBI's taxonomy places the organism in Eukaryota, Viridiplantae, Streptophyta, Magnoliopsida, Caryophyllales, Amaranthaceae. Gene Ontology annotation, molecular function: ATP binding; receptor serine/threonine kinase binding; protein kinase activity.
UAACAGGAUUGCUAAAUGGAGAAUGACCAAACCCUUUAGUUGUUUUUAAGUUUGCUCUUAUACUUAAUUUUGCCUUUUAUAACUCUCUACGACUACAUAUUAUAUGUCAAUUAAUACAUAAUUAUCAAGUAAAUAGAAAGUGUUGAUUAAUUGCCUUAUCCUUUUUAGAUUUAUGAUGGUCAAGCAUUGAAAUGAUGACGCCCAAGAAUAUGUGGGCCUUUAAAUUAUGAGCACUACUGUUUUUACUCAUACCAUCUAUGAUCUAUUUAGAAGAUGAUGAAUUUAUCACAUUUUAUACAAUUCCUAUCAUCACAUAAAUUGAAUCUAGCAAUUUGCAGAGUAUAAAAAUACCCUGAAACCCAAACACAUUCACAUUCACAUUCACAUUCACAUUCGCCUUACCAAUCUGAAAAGGCAAUUAAAUUCCUACAAGGAUUAAUAAUAUGAUGGCAUUCACCUCUCACUUUUGAUAACUUGAAUACAUGCUUCCUUAUCCAUUUGUAACACCAGCUUCUGAAUAUUCAUACCUCUAGGCUCUACCCAUAUCCAACUCCAAAGCAGCAACUGUGAGCUCGGCUCUAUAAGCUGUACAAACACCCAAAUUGGCAGUGAAAGCACGUUAGAAGAUACCUCUACCUCUCUGGUCACGCUAAAAUGUCAAGUUUGUGUAAUUUUUCUGUACAUAUGUUCACGCACGUAUUAUGUGCAUAUAAGACUCGUAUAUUGUAGGUAACCAAAAUACUAACCUAUGAGUCUAUGAUAAAGAACCGUUGAAUAUUGAAAACUUAACUUCACAAGUUUAUGUGAUUUGAGGCGAAUAAACAACAACCAUUAUAGUUGUAAGUAGUAUUAGAGAAAUUUGGGAAAAUUUUAAAAUUUAACUACAAAAUACUUACUUUUGAUAAAAUGGGAAAUACAAAAAAAGGCGCCGUUUUUAGAUUGAAUUUGUCGGAGGGUCCCCGGUAAAGCUUUUGACCCACCAAAGAUCCGCCCAGAAAAUGAUCCCUUGAAAUCUCAGAAAUAGUGCUUCGUUUCCUAAUUUUUCCUUAAAAUUUGGCACUUAAUUUCUAUAAUCAUAAUCUAUUACUUAACUUGAAUCUUUUAAACUAAAGUUAGUCUAUAAACCGCUGGUCUACUAAUCCGUAUUAAAAUUUACUAAUCAUAAUUAUUCCAUGUCACUAACCACCUGCUCAACUUUUUCUUAUUCUUCCUCACGUUCACCCCUUUUUCUUUUACUUUUUGUUUUUUAGUUUUCAUUUCUUUGAUAUGGGAAAUCAGAAUAAGACGUGAUGCUGUAACUUUUUAAUUGACCAAGAAAAAAAUAAUGUUCCAAAGAAAAUAUCUCACUCCUAUUAUAGGGAGAAGUUGGAAAUGAACGGCGUGUUUAGGGUUCAAAUUCUAUUAAAAACGUAACUCGUUUUGAAAAUCGGCUAAAUAAUGUACAUGUUGUGACUUUUCUCUUCCACGAUGUUUUUAUGAACUCUGGUAUUUAAGUGACUUGUGUACUUCAGGAUGACCUUUAUAAUACAAUAAUGUUAAAAUUAUUAUUGUAUCUUAAACUUAUUGUGUAGUUUUCCUUUUUUUUUGGCAAUCUUUCUUAUGUUAUCUGGACUCGGAUAUCCUUAUUAGAUACGGGUACAUGUUCAAGUGUCCGACACAGAUACUUUUUAAAAAGUUACAUGAUUUUGGUCUAAAGUGAAGUGUCUAUAUCCAUGUCCGAGUACGUGUUGAGAAUCCGACACAAGUAUUUGAGAUAAAAUGUAGCGUUGAGGUAACAUUGACUUUAUCUAAUUUAAUUCAUUCAAGUCAUACACACGGAUAUUUUUUUGAAAAGGUUGCAUGAUUUUGGUCCAAAAUGAAGUGUCCAUAUCCAUGUCCGAGUAUCGAGAAUCUGACAAGAAUAUUUAAGGUAAAAUGUAGCGUAGAGGUAACAUUGAUUUUAUCUGAUUUAAUUGAUUCAGUGAUUCAAGUCAUACACUGAUACUCCGUAGGUAAUUACUGGUACUGUAUAAAAGAAUGUUUUAGAGAAAAAGAAGGCAGCUUUUUGUAAAAAAGGCUUUUACAUUUCAGCAACAAUAUGAAAAUGGCCCUUUUACUUUGGCAUAAUAACAUAUGGAAUUGUCAUCAUACUAUGCAGUAUGCACUCUCUCUUUCUCACUCACUCAGUCUCUACCACGCCCAAGGCCCCUCCCACAAUCCACGCCACUACUAUUAUUAUUAUUAUUAUUAUUAUUAUUCUCCCUCUCUCUUAAUUGCCAUUUUUCUACUCAUAAUCUCCUGCUUCUUCUUCACUCUUCUUCCCUAGAAUCAUCAUCUUCUUUCUUCUUCUUCUUCUUCUUCUUCUUCAACAACAUGAAAGUAAUCCUUUUCAGAAUCUCACUUCUAUGCAUGUCAUUUUCAUUCUUAGCUCCAUUAUCCAUUGCAACAACUUCAUUAACCGAUGCCGAAUCCUUGUUAGCCUUGAAGAAAUCCAUAGACAGUGAUCCAACAAAAGUCUUUGAAAACUGGAAGAUGAGCAAAAAAACUCCCCUUUGUACAUGGCUAGCCGUAAACUGCUCGUCUGAAGGCCGUGUUACGCAACUUGACCUCAGUUGGCGUUUCCUUACCGGAAACAUCACUUUUGAACCCUUCACCAGUUUAGACAUGUUAGUGUUGUUGGACUUGUCAGGAAAUUCUUUCUUCAUCAACUCUUCUUCCCUCCUUCAACUUCCGCCUUCGCUUCACCAUCUCUUACUCUCGUCGACUGGCUUACAGGGACUUCUUCCUGUCAAUCUACUGACUCUAUACCCAAAUCUAAACACUCUUGAUCUUUCUAUUAAUAACUUGACUGGAUUGCUGUCAAAAGAUUUCCUCAGUUUUUCCUCAUCCAAAAAUAGUAAACUGCAGAUUCUUGACCUGUCAGCUAACAAACUAUCUGGGCCUCUUCCUUUUUUUGAUGCUAUAGCUGCUAAUUCCUGUACUAGUCUUCAGACUCUGAAUCUUUCCAUUAACCUGUUUAGUGGAAAGAUUCCUCCUUACUUGGGUAGCCUACCAACCAUACAGGUAAUCGAUCUGUCCCAUAACUCUCUUGCAGGACUAAUCCCUGCAGAGGUAUGGCAGUCUUGUGGGUCCCUAACUGAGCUUCAUUUGGCUUACAACAACUUAUCAGGUGCAAUUCCUGCUGAUUCUUUCUCAUCUUGUAAGUGGCUUCAGAUUCUGGACCUAUCAAACAACAACUUGUCUGGGCCGUUCCCCGGACAACCCUUGUUAGGCCUGCAGUCUCUGGACACACUAGUGAUGAGCAACAACGUCAUUACGGGAUCUUUUCCGGAGACUAUAUCGUCGUGCACAAAGCUGAGAGUAGUGGACUUCAGUUCUAACAGACUGUCAGGAUCAAUCCCGCCAGACUUAUGUUCUGAAGGUACUUCUUUGGAGGAGCUUCGGCUGCCUGAUAAUCUCAUAUCAGGCAGAAUACCGCCAGAGUUGUCUAAGUGCUCAAGUUUAAGGACAGUGGAUUUUAGCUUGAACUAUCUGAAUGGAACAAUCCCUGGUGAGAUUAGUAAGUUGGGGAAUCUUGAGCAGUUUUUCGCAUGGUAUAAUGGGUUGGAAGGCGAAAUUCCACCAGAAAUUGGGAAAUGUAGUAAGUUGAAGGAUCUUAUACUGAACAACAACCGUCUAAGUGGAGAGAUUCCAAAGGAGUUGUUUGAUAUUAGUAACUUGGAGUGGGUUUCUCUGACUUUUAAUCAGCUCACAGGGAAAAUCCCAAAAGACUUUGGGAAGUUGCAGAGGCUUGCUGUUUUGCAGCUUGGGAACAACAUGUUUACUGGAGAAAUACCCACAGAGUUGGCAAGUUGUAGGACUUUAGUUUGGCUUGAUUUGAAUAGCAAUAAUCUCACUGGUGAAAUCCCACCUAGGCUUGGAAGACAGCCAGGGAAUCCUAAGUUGUAUGGCCUUUUAUCAGGAAAUACCCUGGUUUUUGUCAGAAAUGUUGGAAAUUCUUGUAAAGGUGUUGGUGGGUUGCUUGAGUUUGCAGGGAUUCGACCUGAGAGGUUACGUCAAGUACCUUCCCUCAAGAACUGUGAUUUUACAAGAUUGUACUCGGGUCCGAUCCUAAGUUUGUUUACUCAGUAUCAAACUUUGGAGUACCUUGAUCUUUCUUAUAAUCAACUCCAUGGGAAAAUCCCAGAUGAGUUUGGUGAUAUGGUUGCAUUACAAGUGCUUGAGAUAUCACAAAAUCAGUUAUCUGGGGAAAUCCCUUCAACUCUUGGGAAUCUGAAGAAUUUGGGUGUUUUUGAUGCAUCUUAUAAUAGGCUGCAGGGGAACAUCCCAGAUUCAUUUUCCCAACUUUCAUUUCUGGUGCAAAUUGAUUUGUCAAAUAAUCAGUUAACAGGCCAAAUUCCACAAAGAGGGCAGCUUAGUACACUUCCAGCCACCCAGUAUGCAAAUAAUCCUGGCCUUUGUGGAGUGCCUUUACCUGAAUGCAGAGAUAUCAGUGCAGGGAGUAAUCCUGUUGGAGACGAUUCAGCGAGAGAGAAAGAAAGAUCAUCUAGAUCAUCAUUGACUAACAGCAUAGUAAUUGGGCUGUUGAUUUCAAUUGCAACUGUAUGCAUCUUGAUUGUUUCAGCUAUUGUAAUGCGCGUGAAGAGGAAGGAGAAAGACGCUGCUAAGAUGCUGCAUAGACUACAAGCAUCCCAUGCUGCAACAACAUGGAAGAUAGACAAAGAGAGGGAACCAUUAAGCAUCAAUGUGGCUACUUUUCAGAGGCAGCUAAGGAAGCUCAAAUUCUCUCAGCUUAUUGAGGCUACUAAUGGGUUUUCAGCGGCAAGUAUGAUUGGUCAUGGAGGAUUUGGAGAGGUCUUCAAGGCUACAUUGAAGGAUGGAUCGAGUGUAGCAAUCAAGAAGCUAAUAAGGCUUAGUCAUCAAGGAGAUAGAGAAUUCAUGGCCGAGAUGGAAACUUUAGGGAAGAUCAAGCAUAAAAAUCUUGUCCCACUAUUAGGAUAUUGUAAGGUAGGGGAAGAGAGACUUCUUGUAUAUGAAUUCAUGGAAUAUGGUAGUUUAGAAGACAUGCUCCAUGGAAAAGAAAAGGAGAAAGACCGGAGAAUCCUGACAUGGGAAGAGAGGAAGAAGAUAGCCCGAGGAGCAGCCAAAGGUCUAUGCUUCCUUCACCAUAACUGCAUUCCACAUAUAAUACACCGUGAUAUGAAGUCUAGUAAUGUGUUACUAGACAAUGAAAUGGAGUCUAGGGUGUCUGAUUUUGGUAUGGCAAGGCUUAUAAGUGCAUUAGAUACUCACUUGAGUGUUAGUUCAUUGGCUGGGACUCCAGGGUAUGUUCCACCCGAGUACUAUCAGAGUUUCCGGUGUACUGCUAAAGGCGAUGUCUACUCGUUUGGGGUUGUCCUGUUAGAGCUCUUAACAGGGAAAAGACCAACUGAUAAGGAUGAUUUUGGGGAUACAAACUUGGUUGGUUGGGUGAAGAUGAAAGUCAGAGAAGGAAAAGGAAUGGAAGUGAUUGAUUCAGAGUUGCUGUCAGUUACUAAAAAUGAUAAGGCAGAAGCAGAGGAAGUGAAGGAAAUGGUGAGAUACCUUGAUAUUACCAUGCAAUGUGUGGAUGAUUUCCCUUCUAAGAGGCCGAAUAUGUUGCAGGUUGUUGCCAUGUUGAGGGAGUUGGUGCCCGGUUCUUCUAGUUCUAGCCAUAGUAGCUGAUUUAACUAGUUCAAUUUCAGCAUAAACAUUCUUCUGUUUGUAAUCAAGAGUGUUUUUUUUUUUUUUUUUUUUUGUAUAAGCUUGAGAAUUUUGUCUCAGAGAUUUUACAUCCUACUGCCUGGUGAUUAGGUGUUAAAAGUGUUCUUUGGAUAUUAUGACAAUCAGACAAUGUAAAUAUAAUGUAAAAUCAACAUAUGAUGUUAUGUAAAGAAUAUGAAUUACUUGAUUGUU